AUGGCAGACGCGACCGGUUCAGAAGUUGAGGCGGAGGUUGUUCAGGAUCUGAGCAAUCCUGACGUCGUCACCAAGUACCGCACUGCGGCAGAUAUCGUAAACGGCGCGCUCAAGAAGGUGAUCAGCGGCUGCAUUCCGGGAGCGGACGUCUACGCUUUGUGCAAGACAGGCGACGCGUACAUCUCGGAAGCAUGCGCCAAGGUGUACAACAAGAAGGAGAACGGGAAAAAGAUGGAGAAAGGCAUUGCCUUUCCAACGUGCAUCUCCAUCAACGAGAUUUGCGGACAUUUCUCUCCGGUUGAGGAGAACGCGGAAACAGACAGAGUUUUGACCGAAGGUGACGUUGUGAAGAUUGAUAUGGGGUGUCACAUCGACGGCUAUAUUUCCGUCGUCGCCUACACAGUUGUAUGCGACGCAGCCUUGCCCGGAAUCUUUGAAGGCACUCCUGGUGCACAACAAGGACGCAUUAGCGGCAGAAAAGCAGAUGUCAUCAAGGCCUGCUGGACGGCUGCCGAAGCGUGCAUGCGACUGGUGAAGGCGGGCCACAAGAGCACAGACCUCACAAAGACCAUCGAACUCGCAGCGAAACAAUACGGCUGCACUCCUCUUCAGGGUGUCCUGUCUCACCAACUCAAGCGAUAUGUCAUCGAGGGCAGCAAAUGCUUUGCCGGCGCAACGCCGGGUCCAGGCGAAGACGAGCCGGAAGAGUUUGAGUUCGAACCGAAUGAAGUGUACGGUGUCGACAUCGUCAUCUCAUCCGGCGAAGGCAAGGCAAGAGACGCAGCAAUCAAACCGACAGUGUACAAGAGGGCUGUCGACCGCACGUACAUCCUCAAGUCUCAACUUGGGCGGCACUUCAUGAGUGAAGUGCAAAAUAAAUACCCGACACUGCCAUUUUCGCUUCGCGGCUUCUCAGACGACAGAGCAUGCAAGGUUGGCGUUGCGGAAGCGAUGCGCCACGAGCUCCUUCACCCGUACCCCGUUAUGACAGAGAAACCAGGCGAAUUCGUAGCCCAGUUCAAAUUCACUCUCCUCCUCCUCCCCACGGGCACAAAGAAGGUCACCGGUCUCCCCUUGCUGUACGAGAAGGAAUUGGAUAGCAGUCACACAGUUGAGGAUGAAAGCCUAAAGGCAUUGCUAGCCGUUUCGGUGAAUCCGAAGAAACUGAAGAAGAAGGCGCAGGUGGAGAAGAAGGAAGAUGGAGGAAACGCUUAG
This is a messenger RNA of Neospora caninum, 1215 nucleotides long. RefSeq names its product methionine aminopeptidase,related. The record is from RefSeq and is a predicted model, not a curated record. NCBI's taxonomy places the organism in Eukaryota, Apicomplexa, Conoidasida, Eucoccidiorida, Sarcocystidae. Bases 1 to 1215 code for a protein of 404 amino acids. The transcript is spliced from 8 exons.